Molecule: messenger RNA, 2064 nt
Organism: Planococcus citri (citrus mealybug)
Lineage: Eukaryota; Metazoa; Arthropoda; Insecta; Hemiptera; Pseudococcidae
Product: esterase FE4-like
Exons: 10
Coding region: 234-1832 (532 amino acids)
Molecular function (GO): serine hydrolase activity
Source: RefSeq, a predicted model, not a curated record
UUAAACGCAAGCAAAAUGUUUUUCAUUUUUUUUAACAGGUUUGGUUUCAAAUACGUUAUUGCGCGAUAGGGAAUCCUGAUACUAAAACUUAAGCAAAUAAAAUAAAUUCAUUACCUCGUGCUCUAAAAUAUCGUGUUUUUUCAAAGCAAUAUAGCAAAAUGAAAAAUCCAAGUUUUUGAAUGGUGUUUUGAAAGUUUUCCGAGUCUAAACGUAUCCUUGCAGCUUUAAAAAAAAUGCUCGAUUCGAAUGAAAUCAUUGUACGAGUUAAUGAAGGCCAAAUUCGAGGCAUCAAACAAACCUCUACAGUUUUUCAAUCGCAAUAUUACUCAUUUUACGGUAUUCCAUAUGCUCAACCACCUCUUAAAGAUUUACGUUUCAAAGAUCCGGUCAAAGCCAGUCCAUGGAAACGUAUUCGCAAUGCGAUGACGCCAAGAGACCCUUGUUUACAAUGGUCACCAAUUCAUUGUCGAAUGAUAGGAUCGGAGGAUUGUUUAUAUGUCAAUGUCUACACACCUGAAUUACCACAAGAAAAUCAUUCCCCUAAAGCUGUGCUAGUCUUUCUUCAUCCUGGAAGUUUUAUGUGGGGUUCUCCAAAUCCUGAAGAUCACGGUUCACCCAACUUCCUGAUGCAUCAUGACGUAGUCUACGUUACCGUGGGCUUCAGGUUGAAUAUUUUUGGAUUCCUCAACUUGAAUAUGGAAGAGUGCUCGGGUAAUCAAGGGCUGAAAGAUGCUGUAAUGGCGUUUCAAUGGAUUCGAGAGAAUAUUCACGCGUUCAAUGGCGAUCCUAACAAUAUAACCGCGAUCGGUAGCAGUUCCGGAGCUUUGAUGAUUCACAUGUUACUUUUAUCGCCAUCAGUCACAGGACUAUUUCACAAAGCUAUACUAAUGGGGUUUUACGCGUUCAGUUGUGUGACACCUCGAGUUGAAGAUCACACAGAAAGAGCUUUAAAAUUCGCCCAAGAACUUGGCUUUAAAGGAGACGAUCCUCGAAAAAUGCUGAGAUUUUUGAAAAAAAUGCCCGCUGCUCAAUUGUCUUGUUCUGUGUCGAAUUUUCAAGUCAAACUGUACAAAGAUAUUAUCAAGUCGUACAUUGGAGGUCCUUUCAACGAAUCGCUUGAUUCUACCAUAAUGCCCGUAAAUCCUCGUCAAUUGCUCUCAACGAUGGAACGUAUACCAAUUAUAUUUGGUAUCUGUGACAAAGAGGCUAUAUGCGGAUUCAUUAACAGUGAAGAAGAAACGAUCGACAGAAAUUUGCACGCUGCAUAUCGAAUAGAUCCGUGGUCGUGGCCUCAUAAUUUAACAGAUCAAGAACUCGAUGAGAUGAACAAACAAAUAUAUUCGUUCUAUUUAGAGAAUUUGCCCGAGAAAACAACCGCUUAUUGUCGAAAAAUCGAUAUUAUCACUGACGCAGUGUUUUCUGAAGUUUAUGACACACUGAUUGAUCCAAUUUCGCAAAGUUAUCCAGUUUACGUAUAUAAGUUCCAAUACCCAGGUGAAAUCAGUCUGUUUAGAAGAGCUGUUCUGCAGGGUCUGAGUGAACCAGUUAAUGGUACUUAUCACAGUGACGAUGUCAGUUACUGGGCACAUCAGAUUACGCCAGACAGAAAAAUGACGCUACAGGUUGUGAAUAACUUCACUACAUUAUUCUGCACUUUUGCUAAAACAGGGAAUCCUAAUAACGAAAAUAUUGAAGUGAUUUGGAAACCUUCGACAUCAGAAAAUCCGUGUUAUUUGGAUAUCGAUGAAAAACUCACUAUGGUUGAUGGGAAAUUAAAUGGUGAAAGAUCCAAAUUUUGGGACAAUUUAAAAGCAAAAUUUAAACAUGAUUAAAAUCUAAAAAUGUCUGUAACAUGAGCAAAAAAAUAAAUGAGGAUGAUUUUUUUACUGAUAAAACUCAAGGAAAAGAUGAAAAACAUGUUAUUCAAAUGCCUAUUUUAAUGUUUUUGAGGAGAGAGGGAGUCACUUUUUUUUCGAAAAGAUAAAAGGAGAACGAAGGAAAUAAACGAAAAAUUACCAAGUUAUUGAAACCUAAAAAAACAGAACAUAAACAGCAAAAUGCUAG